Plasmodium cynomolgi strain B is the source of this 1200-nucleotide messenger RNA. RefSeq lists its product as hypothetical. The record is from RefSeq and is a predicted model, not a curated record. Lineage: Eukaryota; Apicomplexa; Aconoidasida; Haemosporida; Plasmodiidae. Gene Ontology annotation, cellular component: nucleus; Holliday junction resolvase complex. The coding region runs from base 1 to 1200 and encodes 399 amino acids. Gene Ontology annotation, biological process: replication fork processing; double-strand break repair; resolution of meiotic recombination intermediates. The transcript has a single exon.
AUGGAAAAUAUCCGAAUUGUGCUGAGCGAAGACCUGCGGGGGGGAAAAGUACACGCAGAGUUGCAGGCACUCUUAAAGGAGGAGGAGGAAAAGGACAAAAAUGAAACGGAGUAUGGGAAGAUGCUCCAGGGGGGGGACGUCCAAGGGGGGCACUCCGAAGAGGGGAACUUCGAAGAGGGCCACUUCGAAGAGGGCCACUUCCAGGGGGGCCCCUCCCAAAGGGAUGACGAGGGCAGGACACCCCUUUUGGAGAAACGCACGUGUCAUAUUUACACAAAUUUUCCCUACAAAUCUCACUUCGUGAAAAAUCAUGAAAGGAAGAACAAAGAGGAUGGACCUGAGAGGUACACGGACGACAUGGAGCUGAGUGGAUACAACGAAGUGGAGGAGGAGGAGACUCCCCCCGCGAGUGAUCUCCAACUAGCGUUAAUCCUUGUCCUUAUCGAUGAACCUUACAUCGAAGAGGAAUGCCCGCAUUUACGAACUUCCAUUUUGAGCAAAAUCGAAAAGAUACAAAAAGCGUAUGACCAUGUUAAGGUUAUUUGUCUCUUCAUAGGAGUGCGUGAGUAUAUAAAUAGGACGAAUUGCAACAAGGAUGUUGGUGAGUCCUUCGACAAAAGGAGUAUCACUGAGAGGGGAACCAACCGAUGGGAUGCAGAACACACCAAGAUCAACGAAAAAUUGUUUGAUAGACUCAUCGCGACACUACUUAUUCGACACCAGGUGGACUCCAUCGAGAUGGAAAACGAUAAGAAUCUCCACAGGUUUAUUUUCAAGUGCUGCCGGUAUCUUUACUUGUCUAAGGUACGGAAGCUUAACUCAUACUUUAAGGUCAAGCCGCCUGGGCUCAGCCAGCUCAACCGGGAGAGGGUGAUCCGGGAGAAGGGGAUCCCGCCCCCCCCCGGGACGUUGGCCGGGACGCUGGCCGCCACACCCCCCCAACGCAGGCAUUUCCCCACGUGGGUCUCCCAGUUGAUGCAAAUCAACGGGCUGUCCGAAGAUGCCUCCAUAAGCAUCGCCCAGGCGUUCGGCACCCCCUUCGACUUAAUUAUGCACUUGAAAAAAAAAGACGACGAAGAGUGCUUACAGGAUUAUAUCAUCAGUUCAUCCUACGGGGAUCGGCGCCUGGGCAGGGCCCUCUCGCGCAAAGUGUUUCGCGUUUUCUCCCCUGACGCGCAUCCCGAAAAUUACGUUUCGUAG